AUGGAAGCUGCCGCCAAAGAAGGUCUGUUUGACACGAUCAGAUUUCUGUCAUCUCAUCGAACGGAGCCGUUUGGAGUCAAGCCCUUGGAGGCGGCAGCAAAAGGAGGACACAUCGAAGUGGUGCACUGUCUCUGCCACAAUCCAACUGUAUUGCAGUGCAGCGAUUGGGCCUUUGCAGGCUCUGUCAAGCAUCCCCAAGUAUUCCAAUUCCUGGUCUCGCAUUUCCCGAGCGACUUUGAACGCAUGGACAUUCAACGCUUGAUGUAUCUGACCAAUGCAUGCGAUCGUGAUCCGCAGACCCUCGUUCAGGUUCUGGAUAUACUUGUUCAGAUGAAGGUUCAGCGCCUACAGAUCAACGAACAACUAGCCAUCAAUAUGAAAGAUUUCUUGGCCAUAGUCAUUCGCCACAACUAUCACAUAUGCCUCAUUCGAACAUUUGAAACAUUCGAUCUGACCAACUUGUUGUUGCCAGCAUUGCAUCUUUCCAUCCAAUAUGGACAACUCCAUCUCGUCCGGUAUUUCCUCAACGCGUUUCGCAAAGAUCAAUAA
Acytostelium subglobosum LB1 is the source of this 549-nucleotide messenger RNA. RefSeq lists its product as hypothetical. The record is from RefSeq and is a predicted model, not a curated record. NCBI's taxonomy places the organism in Eukaryota, Evosea, Eumycetozoa, Acytosteliales, Acytosteliaceae. The coding region runs from base 1 to 549 and encodes 182 amino acids. The transcript has a single exon.